Messenger RNA from Trachymyrmex septentrionalis, 5034 nucleotides. Its product is annotated as insulin-degrading enzyme-like. Gene Ontology annotation, molecular function: metalloendopeptidase activity; metal ion binding. The record is from RefSeq and is a predicted model, not a curated record. NCBI's taxonomy places the organism in Eukaryota, Metazoa, Arthropoda, Insecta, Hymenoptera, Formicidae. Gene Ontology annotation, biological process: peptide catabolic process. Gene Ontology annotation, cellular component: cytosol; mitochondrion.
AUGUUUAGAAAUCGAACUUCUGAAUUUAUUGCUUCAAUAAUCAAUAUGUCGGCUGGACGUGUGGAAAAGCGAUAUGAUCUUAUAAUAAAACAAAAUAACAACCGAUUACAUAGAUGUUUGGUACUCACUAAUAAAAUGAAAGUUCUUUUAAUAAGCGAUCCAACAACUGAUAAAAGUGCUGCUGCAUUGGACAUUAAUGCCGGCUCUAUGUGCGAUCCAGAUGAUUUACCUGGAUUAGCGCAUUUAUGUGAGCAUAUGUUGUUCCUAGGAACGAAAAAAUACCCUCAACAGAAUGAUUUCAAAAAAUUUCUGUCGCAGAAUGGUGGUGUGUGUAACGCAAUAACAGGUUUAGAUCACACCAUGUAUUAUUUUGAUGUAGCUACCGAGAAGUUAGAAGGCGGUUUAGAUCGUUUUGCUCAAUUUUUCUUGGCACCUCUUUUUACGAAGAACUUAAUUGAGCUAGCACUAAAUACCAUAAAUUCAGAAUACGAGAACAAUUUAGCAAGUGAUUCAGAGCGAUUUAAUCAAUUAGUGAUGUCAACUGCGAGCUCAGAUCAUCCGUUUUCAAAAUUUCGUGCAGGAAAUAGAGAAACAUUAGACACAAUACCGAAACAAAAGGGCAUUAAUGUUCGAAAUAAACUACUAGAGUUUCAUGAAAAGUAUUAUUCUGCAAAUAUUAUGUCACUGUCUGUUCUUGGUAAAGAGAGUUUAGAUGAACUCGAAAAUAUGGUAGUGAAUCUGUUUUGUGAAGUACGAAACAAGGAAAUUGAAGUUCCAACAUGGCCUGAACAUCCAUUCAAGGAUGAACAUUUCGGCACUAUAUGGUACAUUGUUCCGAAAACGAAUAUAGGAAAUUUAGUUAUUGACUUUCCUUUACCAGACAUGCGUCAACAUUACCGAUCUUCGCCUGACCGCUACGUUUCUCAUUUGCUUGAACAUCAAGGAGAAGGUUCAUUAUUAUCAGCUUUGAAAACUAAGAAAUUGGGUCACUACAUAAAAUCCACAAAACGUACUACCGCCAGAGGCUUCAGUAUUUUCAGUAUUUUAAUCCAUUUCACCAAACGUGGUUUUAGGCAUAUCAAAGAUAUCAUUCUAUUGGUGUUUCAGUAUAUCAAUAUGCUUAAGUUGAAAGGACCAGUCAAAUGGAUCUAUGAUGAAUAUACAGACAUUGAAAAUAUAAAUUUUCGUUUUAGAGGAAAGUCUUCGCCUCUUACUUGUGUGAAAUUUAACUCUCGACUGUUACAAGAAAUUCCCAUGAAUGAAAUUUAUUGUGCGAACUCUGAAUGGCGGCCGGACUUAAUCGAGGAAAUAAUGGAAUAUUUGAUCCCGCAAAAUGUUAGGAUUCAUAUAACUGCAAAAGCAUAUGAAAAUAUAGCUAAUGAAAUUGAAAGUUGGUAUGGCACUAAAUAUAAGAAAGUGAAGGUAACCAAGAAAUUAAUGGACAUGUGGAACUCCCCUGGUUUUAACGACGACCUGAAAUUGCCUCCCAAGAAUAAAUUUAUAGCAACUAAACUUGAUAUCAAGCCACAAACUAACAUUGAAAAGUUUCCCAUUAUUUUGGAGAAUACAUCAUAUGUAAGACUUUGGUAUAAAAAAGACGACGAAUUUUUUACGCCUACAGCAAGCAUGAACUUUAAUUUCUGGUGCCCAUUUGCCCAUAUGGAUACCCUUAGUUCCAAUUACACUUAUAUAUUUAUUAAACUGUUUCGUGAUUCUCUUAACGAAUAUACAUAUGCUGCUCAUUUAGCUGGUUUACGAUGGGAACUUUUUAAUUCUAGAUGUGGAAUAACACUCUCUAUAAAUGGUUAUGAUGACAAACAACGUGGCCUGUUAGAAAAAAUCAUAGAUCGAAUGAUAAAUUUUAAAGUUGAUCCGAAGAGAUUUGAAAUUUUGAAGGAAAAUUACAUCAGCAAUUUGAAAGAAUUAAGAUUUACAAGGCUUUAUAAACAUGCUAUCUAUUAUCUUGAUAUGCUAUUAACAAAGAAACCAUUCCUCCAGGAAGACUUCUUAAGAACUACUUCCUAUUUAAAUGUCGAUGGACUCCAGCAGUUUAUACCACAGUUAUUCAGUAAGGUGCACGUCGAGUGCUUAAUACAUGGUAAUGUGACUGUAACGGAAGCUACAGAUAUACUUAAACUAAUUGAGUCUAAGUUGACAGCUGCAGUGCCCAACAUAAUGCCCUUGUUAGAACAGCAACUAGUAUUGGACCGUAAAAUUAAACUGGAAAAUGGUUGCCACUUUCUGUUUCAAACAGAAAAUAAUUUACAUAAAAGUUCUUGUACAUUGGUAUAUUAUCAAAUUGGUUUACAAUCAACAGAGUCGAAUGUGCUCUUAGAGCUCUUAAAACAAAUUAUUAAAGAACCUUGCUUUAAUACAUUAAGAACUAAUGAGCAAUUAGGCUAUAUAGUAUUUACUAAUAUACAUAUACUGGAUGGAGUACAAGGCUUGCAAAUCGUUGUACAAAGUGAUAAACAUCCGCAAUAUGUCGAAAAACGAAUCAAUUUAUUUUUAGACUCCAUGUUGAAUCACAUAUCUACUAUGACAGAAGAGCAAUUUGAAGAAAAUAAGAAAGCUUUAGCUGUAUUACGUCUGGAAAAACCAAAAAGUUCGACUGUAAGGUGUGCCUUGUACUGGAAGGAGAUUAAAUUCCAACAAUAUAACUUCGAUCGAGUCAAUGUUGAAAUGGCCUACUUAAAGACGAUAUCACGGCAGCAAUUACUUAAUUUUUUUAAGGAAAAUGUACAUAGUAAGAAUCGACGUAAAUUGUCGAUACAUGUAAUAUCCACGUCAUCGGAAAAGAGCUCAUCUGACAGCACAAUUGAAGAAAUUGCUGAUUUAUCAACUGAUGAAGAAGUUAAGAAAAUCGAUGAUAUUUUGUCAUUUAAAAAUAGUCAGUCUUUGUAUUCUCUAGUUAAACCGCUUGAAAAAUGUUUUCUUAGGAAAGGCGUACACCCUUCUAAGUUAAAAAAAUGUGACAAGCCUGUAUUUUACGUUUCUUAUUUGCUUAAACAUAACGGAGAAGGCUCAUUAUUAUCCGCUUUGAAAGCUAAAGGAUGGUGUAACUUAAUAGAAUCCGGAUUACGUUCUUCCGCCAGAGGCUUCAAUAUUUUCAAUAUUUAUGUCGAUUUGACCGCAGAAGCUAUUAAGCAUAUCGAAGAUAUUGUUCUACUGGUGUUUCAAUAUAUCAAUAUGCUUAAGUUGAAAGGACCAAUUAAAUGGAUCUACGAUGAAUAUGAAGAUAUUGAAAAUACACACUUUCGUUUAAAAGAAAAGUCUUUGCCUCUUACUUAUGUGAAAUAUAAGGUUCUAGAGUUGCAAGUAAUCCCCAUGAAUGAAUUUUGUUGCGCGGUAUCUGCAUGGCGGCCGGACUUAAUCGAGGAAAUAAUGGAAUAUUUGAUCCCGCAAAAUGUAAGGAUUCACAUAACUGCAAAAGCAUACGAAAAUAUAGCUAAUAAAAUUGAAAGUUGUAUGGCACUAAAUGUAAGAAAUAAGGUAUCCAAAAAAAUAAUGGACAUUUGGAAUUUUUCUGGUUUUAACGACGUCCUGAAAUUGCCUACCAGGAAUAAAUUUAUAACAACUACACUUGAUAUCAAGCCGCAAACUAACAUUGAAAAGUUUCCCAUUAUUUUGGAGGAUACAUCAUUUGUAAGACUUUGGUACAAAAAGGACGAUGAAUUUCUUGUGCCUAAAGCUAAGAUGAUCUUCGAUUUCUUCAGUCCAUUUGCUUCUAUGGAUCCCCUUAGUUACAAUUACAUUCGUAUGUUUACAUAUCUGUUUCGUGAUUCUCUUGACGAAUAUACAUAUGCUGCAGAUUUAGCUGGUUUACAAUGGAAACUUGGUAAUUCUAAAUAUGGAAUAAGACUCUCUAUAGAUGGUUAUGAUGACAAACAACGUGGCCUGUUAGAAAAACUCAUGGAUCAAAUGAUAAAUUUUGAAGUUGAUCCAAGGAGAUUUAAAAUCUUAAAGGAAAAUUAUAUCAGGAACUUGAAAAAUUGUGUUGCUGAACAGCCUCAUAAACAUGCUGUCAAUUAUCUUCUAAUCCUAUUAACAAAGCAAACUUGGCUCAACGAAGAAUUACUGGAAACUACUAUCUAUUUAAAUGUCGACGGACUCCGGCAGUUUAUACCACAGCUACUCAGUAAGGUGCACGUCGAGUGCUUAAUACAUGGUAAUGUGACCGUAACGGAAGCUACAGAUAUACUUAAAUUAAUUGAGUCUAAGUUGACAACUGGAGUGCCCAACAUAAUACCCUUGUUAGAACAGCAACUAAUAUUGCCCCGUGAAAUUAAAAUAGAAAAUGGUUGCCACUUUCUGUUUGAAGCAGAAAAUAAUUUCCAUAAAAGUUCUUGUACAUUGGUAUAUUAUCCAACUGGUUUACAAUCAACAGAGUCGAAUAUGCUCUUAAAGCUCUUAGCACAAAUUAUUAAAGAACCUUGCUAUGAUACUUUAAGAACUAAAGAACAAUUAGGCUAUACAGUAUUUAGUGAUGCACGUGAAUGGUGUGUAGCACAAGGCUUGCAAAUCGUUGUACAGAGUAAUAAACACCCGCAAUAUGUCGAAAAACGAAUUAAUUUAUUUUUAAACUCGAUGUUGAAUCACAUAUCUACUAUGACAGAAGAACAAUUUGAAGAAAAUAAGAAAGCUCUAGCUACAUUACUUUCGGUAAAACCAGGAAAUUUGACUGCAAGGUGUGACUUGUACUGGAAUGAGAUUGAAACCCAACGAUAUAACUUCGAUCGAGUCAAUAUUGAAGUGGCUUACUUAAAGACGAUAUCACGGCAGCAAUUACUUAAUUUUUUUAAGGAAAAUGUACAUAGUAAGGAUCGAUGUAAAUUUUCGAUACAUGUAAUAUCCACGUCAUCGGAAAAGAGCUCAAUUGAAGAAAUUGCCGAUUUAUCAGUUUAUGAAGAAGUUAAGAAAAUCUACGAUAUUUUGUCAUUUAGAAAUAGUCAAUAUCAUUAUCCUCUAAUUAAACCGUUUAAAAAAUUUUUUCUCAGAAAAGGCGUACGCCCUUCUAAGUUAUCAAAAAGGUGA